AUGGAAGCCUUCAAGAAGAAACUCGAGAACCUCCGCGCUGAGGCUGAUGCUGCCUCUGCCCGCGCCGAAACUGCUGAGCGCGAGCUCGCUGCUGUCAAGGCCGAGCUUUCCGCCAAGGAUCAGGAGGCCAUCUCCUUCAACAACCGCAUCACCAACCUCGAGAGCCAGCUUGAGAAGGCCGAGACUGGCGGAAGCGACUCCAAGACCAAGCUCCGCGAGCACGAGUUGAAGGUUGAGGAUCUUGAGCGCAAGGUCAAGACUCUUGAGAAGGAGAGGGACUCGCUCGAGACUAAGCUCGAGGAUAUGACCGAGAAGCACAACAAUGUCAAGGCCGAGUUGGACGAGACCUUGAAGGCCAUGGACGAGAUGUAA
Molecule: messenger RNA, 372 nt
Organism: Linnemannia hyalina
Lineage: Eukaryota; Fungi; Mortierellomycota; Mortierellomycetes; Mortierellales; Mortierellaceae
Source: the annotation of a GenBank genome assembly